Salvelinus fontinalis (brook trout) is the source of this 4649-nucleotide messenger RNA. Its product is annotated as arg8-vasotocin receptor-like. Lineage: Eukaryota; Metazoa; Chordata; Actinopteri; Salmoniformes; Salmonidae. Gene Ontology annotation, cellular component: membrane. Gene Ontology annotation, molecular function: peptide binding; vasopressin receptor activity. The transcript has 2 exons. Gene Ontology annotation, biological process: G protein-coupled receptor signaling pathway; positive regulation of vasoconstriction; regulation of systemic arterial blood pressure by vasopressin. The coding region runs from base 1335 to 2564 and encodes 409 amino acids. The record is from RefSeq and is a predicted model, not a curated record.
UACUUUGGUAAAAACAGCCAGAAAGUCUACAGAAAAAGAGGAAAGAGAGUUUGACAGAGAGAGCUAGGGGAAUACUGUACCAACAUCAUAAAACAUUACAUCAGCACUUAGUACAUAUUGGUGAAAAUACCAUUUAUGUCUGAUUUCUUCAUUCUCACAUAUCUACAUUGAGGAGCAUUCACACAGACUGUACAGCCCUCAUGAAAGAUCUGAUAUUGAAAUAUCAUGCUUCUUUUUGGUUUUGUCCAGCUGAGAACCUUGCUAGGUCUUUGAAGUUGAUUUCUGGCACAAGGUGGAUUUGGAUAUUCAUCUAACAAGUAUUCACAUAAAGAAUUUCAACUUCAAGAGCACCAACAAUCCAAGUUUAAACAUGGCCACAAUAACACAAUUUAUUUAAAGAGCAUCGAUUUGGACAAAGUUUAAACAGUUAAUUAGUGUCUUGAUUACUCAAAGCUAACCACAGCUGAGGUGAAUUGAACUGCGUCAAAGCCAUCAUUCCUGCUUCCAUUUCAACUGUUAUUUAUCUGUUAGUUAGUGUCACGUUCCUCAUCAAGAAAACCAAAAAUGUCGCUCAGCCGAGCCUCUUUCCGCCAGCUUCUCAGUAGAUGAAAAUACUGUAAACAGUUUACGCAUUAUGUGUAACUAUAAGGCAAUUUUCUGAUUUCGUUCUGUAUUCAAUUCGUCAACAAUUUGUAAAAUGUCGUAUCUUAAUUAUUGAGACAGUAUUUUAUACAAAAAUCUGAGUAGGACUUGAUUCGUUAUCAGAGGUGUUAAUAAUAAUGGAGAGGUGCAUCCGUUACGCAUUGCUUAAUUGUUCAAGCUAUUAAAUGCCACGGGAAACAUGAGUAAAAUAAUAGAUUGGAAACAAUAAUAAAUACAUUUAAUAUUUGAAACUGUAUUUUAGCAAUCGAAUGUUUUACAUUUCGAAUUUAUUAACGAUUAAAAAGUUACAUAAUUUGUUUGCGUAAUUCCAAAUCCAAUGUGUUCAUUUUGUCACACAAUACAUUCAUUUUCAAAGCUAGUCUUCAAAAUAUUAGAGGUUGUGGGCAGGCGAUUUAGGUAUGUUGAGGGUUGUGUCCAGUUUUGCGCAAUAUGACUGGCUGCCAUAGGAUACAGAAGUGGGUAUGGCUAUAACAGCUCAGCGCGUGGUGGCUGAAAUUUGAUUCGCGUUUAAAAGGCCCAGCAGCUCAGAAACCGAAAAGAGUUCGUUGGAGUCCUUUGUCCGUCAGCUUCAGGUAGCUCCUUAUAAAGAUAGGCACUCAAAUCUGCCCCUCUAGCACUGUAACUAGGGCCAAGGAUCACACAGGGGGGCUGUGCUAUGCACACUCCCAUACAUGCACUCCUCUCUUAAAAGAGUCAACCAGUCUCUGGUUUUCAGUCCUACGAAUGAUCCGAUGAUGGGGAUCCUUGGCAAUGGCACCGUACUCCCGAACGGGAGCGAUCCUUUCGGUAGAAACGAAGAGGUCGCAAAAAUAGAGAUAACGGUCCUGAGCAUCACCUUUGUGGUGGCCGUGAUUGGGAACGUCAGUGUCUUGCUGGCCAUGUACAACACCAAGAAAAAGACUUCGAGAAUGCACCUCUUCAUCCGUCACCUUAGUAUUGCUGAUCUAGUGGUCGCCUUCUUUCAGGUCCUGCCGCAGAUAUGCUGGGAGAUCACCUUUCGCUUCUACGGACCAGAUUUCCUGUGCAGGAUAGUGAAGCACCUCCAGGUGAUGGGCAUGUUCGCCUCCACCUACAUGAUGGUGAUGAUGACCCUGGACCGUUACAUCGCCAUAUGCCACCCUCUGAAAACCCUCCAGCAGCCCACCCAGCGGUCUUACAUCAUGAUCAUUAGCACCUGGAUGAGUAGUCUGGUCCUCAGCAUGCCACAGUACUUUAUAUUCUCCCUGAGUGAGAUCAAGAACGGCUCGGAGGUCUACGACUGCUGGGGCCACUUCAUAGAACCGUGGGGCGUAAAAGCAUACAUUACUUGGAUAACCGUUGGCAUCUUCCUCAUCCCCGUGUUCAUUCUGAUGAUAUUCUACGGGUUCAUCUGCCACAGCAUAUGGAAAAAUAUCAAGUAUAAGACCAAGAAGACACCCGUGGGAGGUGCGUCUAAAAACGGUCUCAUGGGCAAGAACUCCGUUAGCAGCGUCACCACUAUAUCCAGAGCGAAGUUGAGAACGGUCAAAAUGACUUUUGUGAUUGUUCUGGCGUACAUUAUUUGCUGGUCACCUUUCUUCAUCGUACAGAUGUGGUCGGUUUGGGAUGAGAACUUCGCAUGGGAUGAUUCUGAGAACACGGCUGUCUCACUGUCCGCGCUCCUCGCGAGUCUUAACAGCUGCUGUAACCCGUGGAUAUACAUGAUCUUCAGCGGGCAUCUCCUACACGACUUUACGCACUGUUUCCCGUGCUGUAAUAAUUUACGCCACACGUUCAAGAAAGAGGACUCUGACAGCAGUCUCCGGAGAAAUACGAUAUUGAGUAAAAUGACCAACCGGAGCCCAACAUGCAGUUCGGGCACAUGGAAAGACCCUGACAACUCGACGAAAUCCUCCGUUCCAUCUAUCCAAACGGAGACCUAACACAGCGCGUUAAAAGCACUAACACACGACAGCGAUGAAUUAUAGUUAACUCUUAUUUCAUGUGUCUCUAAUAUAUAUUUGUGAUCGUGAAUUGGUUUUGGGGUUUAUUGUCUGGUAUGCCAGUCUUGAUAACGUCAAUUAUAAACUACUAUUGUUUAUAAUGACUUAAUUAGGCUACGUCAGAUCUGAAUUUGAAAAUGUAUAGUGGAAAAGAAACAGAUCAUCUGAACAUAUUUAAAUACCAACAGCCACAGCUAUAUCACCUGCGUUCUUUAUUUUAUUUUUUACUUCCUAUAACAUUCCACAUUCCAGAGUCCUCUUUUCUAUGUAUUCUGAGUUGAUGUGAUCCAGCCUAGGAAUUUCUACAGCAAAACCCAGACCACUUCGUAUGACAAAUGACAGAUCUGUGACCAAGAUGCACGGAUUAGAUUAUCACAGUCAUGCUAUUAAAAGUGAACACAAUUUUUUUGAUAACAGUUAAGGCUGCCUGCUGUUUGUUAGUGUGUGUGACUAUGUGUUGGCCAUAUAUGCCCAGUGAGCCCAUCUCUCGGUGUGAAAUUAAAUACAUUUGGACCUGACUAGCCCUGACUGUUUACAAAGUAACAGAGGUGCCUGUCUGCCGGCCUGGUUGACUUCUACACAGACCAUGGUGUGUUGUAGUCAGAAUGGCUCUUCCAUUAGUCACAUCUUCUAGUAACCAAGAGGAUCAGCUCUUUCAGGUGUCUGACCUUAUUUUGUCACGUGUCUCCCAACUACUGGUUUGCAUCCUUGCAUCCUUGUUUUUCAAGCCUGAACCAAAGAUAAAUGGAUUCUGGAUAAAAGCUGCAUGUGUGUUGAAAUCAGGAUCUCAAUUCUACCUCACAUUGGACCAUUUUCCAUCCUUUUCUUCAGUGAUUAUUUCCCAAAACAAUUCCCCAGAGCCUCGUAGCUCAUAAAUCUAGUAGAAAUCGUUUCUGCUGCAUUUAGAACCCUUAAAAAAUGACCUUAAUCUAAAUGUCCAUUGGGACUUCAUCAUUAGUCAUCUAGUUUAUACAGUUCUCCAAUGUCGUUAAGGCCGUCAUUGUAGGUCGUCAUUGUAAAUAAAAAUGUGUUCUUAACUGACUUGCCUAGUUAAAUAAAGGUUAAAUAUAUAUAUAUAUUUUAAAAAAAAGUUAAAUCACUGGCCUUCGUGGCUGGAGCAUCUGUGGACAAUGUUGAGAGACCAGAUGUGACUGUCUCCCUCAGCUUGAGAAUAGCGAACUGGUUGUGUUAUGUACUAUGUAUGCAUUAACCUCAUCCCCAUGGUAUUUUCCUACAGAGAGAGAAUUGUCUGGUGGAUGAUAUGAACUGUGUAUGAAUGUAUGUUUAGGGGGUGAAGUGAGUGAAAUAGUAGGGGCCGUUUGAGAAGAAAUAUAGCCUACUGUUCUGUAUAAGCCAUACUGUAUAUAUAUGUGUGUGUGUCACAGCUCCUCCCAUAUCCUCCACAUCAGGCGGCAGGUGGUUAGAGUGUUGGACUAGUAACCGAAAGGUUGCAAGAUCGAAUCCCUGAGCCGACAAGGUAAGAAGUCUGUUGUUCUGUUCCUGAACAAGGCAACCCACUGUUCCUAGGCUGUCAUUGAAAAUAAGAAUUCGUUCUUAACGGACUUGCCUAGUUAAAUAAAGGUAAAAAAAAAAAUCUGCAACAUUUGAAAAAAUACACCUUCCACAACAUGGGCUAAUGGUUAAAAACUCACACACACAUGCUUUUGGACACAGCCCACAUUGUAACACACUACACAAUUUGCUGUACAUUUCAUGCCAAGGUAUUCUAUAGGAUGUGACUGACAUUUCAUUGCCAGACCAAAUAAGAAUGUACUAAAGGAAAAUACUGACGUAGAAUAUAAAAUCUCAAGUAAAGGUUUUCCAAUUUGUAUAUACAGAAUAUACUAUACAACUGGAAUGUAUGUUUCUAUAGAACACGUGUUUUGCCAAUGUUGAAGUUAUCUAUAUGAAUAAUUUAUGUAAAGGUGUGUAAUGUGACUUUGUAUCUAUUUACUCUUGCUUGUACACAUUGUAAAGACAAUACAUAUCGCCGAAAAUAUAAAGUAAAUAUUCUAUACAAAAUAA